UGUUUAGCAUAACAAAUGGAUGGUGCCGUUUGUGAAGAAGAUGUUUUAAUUCCGUCCCAGAAAUAUGAACUGAUGAAGGCAAAAUGGCAGAUUGUGUUUGGAAGAAACGGCCCAAGAUGGUCUGGUGGUGUUUAGUGACGGUUCUCGUUGGGAUUUCUGUGCCGUUUGCUGGCGGCUUGUACAUAGAGGGAGAAGUAGAAACGUUCGAUAAUUGGAUUUUUCUGGCGCGUUUUUGUUUUCUGUCCGAUAUUGGGAGACUCCGAUUCGAAGUGGAAUAUCCCAAGUCAUUUGCCACACAAAACCUGAUCCUGUAUUAUGAUGAACCGGACCAGUGGCCUGCUGUGUAUCCCACAGAAUCUGUGGAACUCAAGACUUGCCUGCAGAAGGAGUCGGUCCUGCAGCCCGAGAACCACCAGGUCAUCAACCUGACCACGGCCUACGUCUGGUCUGGCUGCAUCGUGACCAAGUUGGACAAUGAAGAGCGCAUCCGAUUCUACGGGGACACGGAGAAGUACGACUGCCGGGCCGGGCGUAGCUUCACCUCCCGGCGGGAGCGCUGGUGGUACGUGGCCCUGGACAACUGCAACUCGACACGGGGCAUGUUUCUCAAGUACAAGAUGACCUUCACAAACGGUGACGAUUACUGGACCAGACAUUUUUCGGCAGAUCAAUUUGGAAUUCUCCAAACGGACAUCGUGUUCCUGAUUCUUUUUGGGUUAAUGUUCUUGGUGUCCCUGUACACAGCAAAUGGAUUGCACUGUCGUCAGUUGCUGCACACCACGUACAAGAUGUUCAUGACUUGCAUUGUCUUUUACAUGAUCGCAAUGAUUCUAUUCAUCAUCUACUACGCGGACUACGCCAGUGACGGAACGCCCCUGAACAACGUCAAGAUGGCGGCGCUGGCGUUCAUGGCCAUUGGAGACGGCGUGUUCCUGCUCAUGCUGAUCCUCAUGGGAAAGGGCUAUACCAUUACCAGAGGGCGCAUCAGUCAUUCUGGCAGCGUCAAGAUUGCUGUCUUGAUGUGCAUCUACACCAUGCUGUAUGCUGCCCUCUUUGUGUACCAGAUUGCGGUGUUUGACCCCGGCGAGGUGUUAUACCUCUACGAGAGUCCCGCUGGGUUUGCGUUGAUCGGUAUCCGUGGCAUCUGCUGGCUGUGGUUCAUGUACGCCAUCUUCUUCACCCUCAAGCACUACCCGGAGAAGAACCUCUUCUACGUUCCCUUCUUCUUGUUCUACACAGCCUGGUUUGUCUCGACCCCCAUCAUGAUCCUGAUAGCGACCUACGUGUUCCCCAAGUGGUGGCGAGAGAAGGUCAUGAAUGUCAUAGAACUGCUGAUUGCAUUCACCGCACAACUGGCGUUCCUGAUCAUAACCAGACCCUCGGCCGCCAAUAAGAACUUCCCUUAUCACGUGCGGACGUCCCAAAUCGGCGUGGUCAACGACCCUUACGGCGGUCCUGCAAACAACGUUGACGGGUUUGCCCACCAUGGCUACGGCAACAAUGUCAUGGAGGGCGAGGGGCAAUUGCCCAACUUCACUGAGAUGUUUGCUGUCACAGCUGCCUCCAACCGACCGGUCGCAAACGGAUACAUGGUUAAUAAUAACGCGAGUGGUAACAAAGCACUGCCAUCGGGUGACCCGGUGUACCCACCGACGUUACCCACGUCCCCACCACCGGCACCCAUACACCAGGGCCCGUACCCCGGCCCUGAAAUGGGCAACCAGCAGCAGAUACAAUCACCGUCUAUUAACCACAGACUCAUUUUACCCAUCAGAGUGGUAACAAAGCACUGCCAUCGGGUGACCCGGUGUACCCACCGACGUUACCCACGUCCCCACCACCGGCACCCAUACACCAGGGCCCGUACCCCGGCCCUGAAAUGGGCAACCAGCAGCAGAUACAAUCACCGUCUAUUAACCACAGACUCAUUUUACCCAUCAGAGUGGUAACAAAGCACCGUCAUCGGGUGACCCGGUGUACCCACCGACGUUACCCACGUCCCCACCACCGGCACCCAUACACCAGGGCCCGUACCUCGGCCCUGAAAUGGGCAACCAGCAGCAGAUACAAUCACCGUCUAUUAACCACAGACUCAUUUUACCCAUCAGAGUGGUAACAAAGCACCGUCAUCGGGUGACCCGGUGUACCCACCGACGUUACCCACGUCCCCACCACCGGCACCCAUACACCAGGGCCCGUACCCCGGCCCCGAAAUGGGCAACCAG
Patiria miniata (bat star) is the source of this 2225-nucleotide messenger RNA. RefSeq names its product transmembrane protein 145-like (gene tmem145). The record is from RefSeq and is a predicted model, not a curated record. The transcript is spliced from 13 exons. Lineage: Eukaryota; Metazoa; Echinodermata; Asteroidea; Valvatida; Asterinidae. The coding region runs from base 84 to 1949 and encodes 621 amino acids. Gene Ontology annotation, biological process: response to pheromone; G protein-coupled receptor signaling pathway.